GCUUUCCCCUCCUUUCAUCCUCCUCUUCCUCUGCGCUUAUUAAUAUCUCUCUGCGCUCGCUCCUCCGCCGCUCGCCGGAGCACCGCUGCGGGCGCUUCCUCCAUCACCUCAUCGCCGCCGCCGCCGCAGUGGGGCCUGUAGCUUACGUCGAGCGGGAAUUCUGGAGUCAGCGCCGUACGUUGGGGACGCGGCGGAUCGGAGCAGUGGCGAGCGCGGAUCCGAGCGUGCGUGGGAGCCGGUAGGGGGGCUCCGCAGGGGAAUGUGGGUCCCCGUUUGAGGAGGUCUCGGUCCGGGAAGCUGCGGCGAGAUGAGACGAUCAAGGAGGCCCGUCCUGUUGAGCUGGGGACUGCAAAGCAUGGGUGGCUUCAGCCACUGCCCUCAGGGUGUUUAGAUCAAGGGACCGAUGCCUCCAGAACAAUGGCAGGGAAUGAUGGAAUUGCCCUGAAAUCUGUGUCAUGCGGGGCAAGGUUGCGCAGGAGUUGUGAUGCAUCACUGAGAGAGGGAGGGUCUAUGAGAGACCCAUUCUUGAAGCACAGAGUGAAGAAGUUUAAUCUAUCCAGCCUAGAUUGGAUUGAUGAGAUUCCAGAUUGUCCCGUGUUUUCUCCAUCAAUUGAGGAGUUUGAGGAUCCAAUGGUUUAUCUCAGGAAAAUUGCACCUGUGGCUGCAAGAUAUGGUAUAUGCAAGAUCGUUUCACCUAUCUGUGCUUCUGUACCUGCUGGUGCUGUACUGAUGAAGGAACUAGGUGGGAUUAAGUUUACAACAAGAGUUCAGCCUCUCCGUCUUGCUGAAUGGUCCAAGGAUGACAAGUUUGCUUUCUUCAUGAGUGGAAGGAAGUACACAUUUCGAGAGUUUGAGAAGAUGGCAAAUAAAGAAUUUGUUCGAAGAUACUCCAGUGCUGCCUGUCUUCCACCAAGGUAUAUGGAAGAGGAAUUUUGGCAUGAAAUAGCUUUCGGCAAGAUGGAGUCUGUUGAGUAUGCAUGUGAUAUUGAUGGUAGUGCGUUCUCUUCUUCUCCUAAUGACCAACUUGGGAGAAGCAAAUGGAACUUGAAGAGAUUCUCACGGUUGCCCAACUCUACACUGCGUCUUCUCAAAGCAGCAGUUCCGGGAAUAACAGAUCCAAUGCUGUAUAUUGGAAUGCUCUUUAGUAUGUUUGCCUGGCAUGUGGAAGACCAUUACUUGUACAGUAUUAACUAUCACCACUGUGGGGCCUCAAAAACAUGGUAUGGCAUUCCAGGAAAUGCUGCUUCCGAUUUUGAGAAAGUGGUACGUGAGCAUGUAUAUGAUCAUGAAAUUUUAUCAGGUGAAGGGGAAAGUGCAGCAUUUGAUGUUCUUUUGGGGAAGACUACAAUUUUCCCUCCAAAUAUUUUGCUGCAUCAUUGUGUUCCUGUCUAUAGAGCUGUACAAAAACCUGGAGAGUUUGUUAUAACAUUUCCCCGAGCUUAUCAUUCUGGUUUCAGCCAUGGUUUUAAUUGUGGUGAGGCAGUAAAUUUUGCUAUGGGUGAAUGGUUUCCUCUGGGCGCAAUUGCUAGUCAACGUUAUGCACUUCUAAAGAGGGUACCAGUACUACCUUAUGAGGAGCUUCUUUGUAAAGAAAUGUCACUUGUUGCUGAUGGGUUUUCCAUGUCUGAUCACAAAGAUAUUACCUUAACUGGAGAUACACAUAUACAGAGCAAUAUGAAGGCCCCUUUUGUGCAGUUGAUGCGGUUCCAACACCGUGUUCGUUGGUCACUUGUGAAAAUGGGUGCUCGCACACACUACAAAGCAGACAUUGAUGCCACAGUUCUCUGUGGCAUAUGCAAACGUGACUGCUAUGUAACUCACAUUAUGUGUAACUGCAGAGUUGAUGCAAUUUGCCUUUGUCAUGAGGAAGAGAUUAGGAAGUGCCCUUGCGGCUGUGACCGUGUUGUAUUUGUGAGGAAAGACAUCUUUGAACUGGAGGCACUAUCAAAAAAGUUUGAGGAAACUGGAAUACUGGAUGCAGUAGUAAAACAAAUGUCUCAAAGUGAUGGCUCUAGCGCACACCAUUACUUGUUCAACUGCAUGGACCGCAAUGUUAAAUACAUCCCAUAUUGCAAGAUUCAAAUAGAUGCUUUCCCUGAAGUUCAUACCAUUUCAGAUACAGACGUUCUUGGAUAUGAUUUGAACAAGCCGUAUCCUACAGCAUCAACAAUAACUUUUUCACAUGGGCCCCAUGACUAUUCUACACAUAGUGAUGAGUGUACUAGUUCUAACAGAAGAACCUUCUCUAGCUCCUGUCCUGCGAAUGCAAUUACUUCUGAAACUGUAACAGUCAAUGCCUAUCCUUUAUCUACUCCUGAUCAAGCAUUCUCGUCUGACAAAUUGGCUGCACAAGAUACUGAUGAUUCUGACUGUGAGGUAUUUAGAGUGAAGAGAAGGUCUGGCAUAGUUUUGGAGAAAAGACGUUCAGAAGAUGUAACAACAGAUCUAACUGAGAAUCAGGUUUUAAAGCGGUUAAAGAAAGCCUAUUCAGAUGCCAGACAAGAGAAAAAGUUAACAAAAUUAUCCUGUGGUACAAGAGGUGAUACUGUUCGUACUGAAUCACAUUGUGUUGACAACAUUUCUGGAAAUGGAGACAACUUAAUCAAUCCAACCAAAUUGAAGACGAUACAUCAGCUAGAUGCAGAUGUUGUGGAAGACGAAGUCGCUUUCAGACAGAAAUCUAAUGGUUGUAGUUACCUAUCUCCAUCUGUAGAGCUUGGGCCAAAACGCUUGAAAAUUCAUGGCCCGUCCUUUCCCAGCACAAUUUCUGAACUGGAAAUAUCUUAUAGAUUCCAGGAGGACAGUGACUUGGCUAGUCAGCACGCUCAAUGAAGUAUGCUGCUAUUGGUGCUAACUGCUAACACAACGUAAGUUAACAGCAAUCGUAACUUCUGGAAGCUGAAAGCUCCUAUUCCAACUUUUUGGUCGGCCAGUUGGUAAUGGAUGGUUCAGAACUGAUUCUUUCUACAAGCCUCCAAUAGAGGCACUGUUAUGGCUGGAUUCAUGAUUCUAUUGCCAGGUCUCCUAUGUGGCAUGAGACCUGAAAGCAUUAGGCAAACAAUUUCUGAUGUUCCUUGGUUGUACAUCUUCAUUCUUCACUUUUCCCCUUUCUUGUAGGUUUUCCACUGUGAAGAGGUUAGUCUACAACUUUUAACAAUUUCUUUCAUUCUUUUUCCACAGAUACACCUGUACCUAGAAUGCUUAAAUAGACCCAUAUACGAAAUGGAUACUGUACAUCUUUUAAUGAACCACUCUACAUUCUAUUGGUCUUUGCUCUUUUUUGUAGUAUGGAAUCAUCACAUUUUCUUA
Molecule: messenger RNA, 3309 nt
Organism: Phragmites australis (common reed)
Lineage: Eukaryota; Viridiplantae; Streptophyta; Magnoliopsida; Poales; Poaceae
Product: lysine-specific demethylase JMJ706-like
Exons: 11
Coding region: 418-2832 (804 amino acids)
Biological process (GO): chromatin remodeling
Cellular component (GO): nucleus
Molecular function (GO): histone demethylase activity
Source: RefSeq, a predicted model, not a curated record